AUGGGAAUAUUUAAAUCAGGAUCACCUGCAGAUUUGAGAAGAUUUAUGGAUAAGAGAUUAGAUAUUAAACUUAAUGGUAAGAGACAUAUAGUUGGCUUACUACGAGGAUAUGACAACUUUAUGAAUUUAGUAUUGGAAAAUACAGUGGAAGUUACAUCAAAAGGAAAUAAGGAAAUAGGUACUGUUAUUAUAAGAGGAAACUCUGUAGUUAUGUGGGAAUGCCUCGAUAAGGUACAUAUUAAAUAA
This is a messenger RNA of Cryptosporidium muris RN66, 246 nucleotides long. RefSeq names its product small nuclear ribonucleoprotein G, putative. Gene Ontology annotation, biological process: spliceosomal snRNP assembly; mRNA splicing, via spliceosome. Gene Ontology annotation, cellular component: U2-type prespliceosome; U4 snRNP; spliceosomal tri-snRNP complex. The record is from RefSeq and is a predicted model, not a curated record. Gene Ontology annotation, molecular function: RNA binding. The coding region runs from base 1 to 246 and encodes 81 amino acids. Lineage: Eukaryota; Apicomplexa; Conoidasida; Eucoccidiorida; Cryptosporidiidae. The transcript has 2 exons.